AUGUGUGUUCGCUUAUUUGGGCUUCCCCGGCAGGUUGGCAGAGGAACUGUCAAAAGGGAAGAAUUCAUAGAACCUUCCACUGACAGAGAGUGUGGAAGAAAGAAAGAUGCAACAGAAAGUCACAUAUCAGUAGAUGUGAGCUCAAAUUCAAAGGGUAUUUCUGUCAGGAUUAUUCAUGCAGGAAGGCGAGAGGAGCUGUAUUACAAUGCAGUCCCUGCAUCUCAAUUGAUGAAAAAAUAUCCUGGCAUGUGUAUUGCCCGGCCAGACGUUUUCAAAAAUCCCCAUGGUUCCUUUUUAUGGCCAGAAGAGAACCUCUUGCCUGGUCAGAAAUAUUACAUGAUCCCAUCUACUACUGCACAAAAACUUAAGCGUAAAUACCCGGAGAAGGUGAAGAUCAAAGCACCUAUGGAACCCCAAGAAUCCAAAGAGGACAUCCCAGAUGAAAAGAAGAUCAUGGAUUCAGGUAAAGCAAAUGGGAAGGAACCUGAACCUUCUUCUUCUGCAAAAGAAUAUUUGGUUUCUAAUGCAAGGUGGUCAAGACCCAUAUUGAGGAAAGGAAUGAGAGAAAGAAAGCCUUUUGUGCCUCCAAUACCAAAAGCAAGACCAUGUAGACCAGGAUUCGGGUGGGAGCCUAGCCUGCCUUCUGUACAAGAGAUUUCUCCAUGAAUUUUUGGCUUUCACCGAUUGCUAUGAAGGUGUUCUGCAUGAAACUCCGUCUUUCUAUCAUCCGAAACAACCUUAUCUUCCAAGAUUUGUUGCAUUGCAUUUCGAUAAUCAGAGAAAGCAAGGAAUACAGAUCAGAGCAUUGUUAUCAAUAA
Molecule: messenger RNA, 818 nt
Organism: Ziziphus jujuba (common jujube)
Lineage: Eukaryota; Viridiplantae; Streptophyta; Magnoliopsida; Rosales; Rhamnaceae
Exons: 2
Coding region: 1-666 (221 amino acids)
Source: RefSeq, a predicted model, not a curated record